AUGCCCAGAGAGAUCAAGAAGCGCGGUCGCCGGGCCGAGAAAAAGCGCAAGGAGGAGCGCGAAGCAGACGAGGUCGAGCAGAAUGCGAACUUUGUCCCAAUCACAGGGCAGACGGAGGAGGAAGCUGAGGCGGCAUAUUACGGCGACGGAGCCCAGCAGCCCGACGACUCGCAAUUCUACGGCCUCCUCACCGACGAGGAGGCCGAGUACUUCCGCGGCGCCGACGAGGUGCUCGAGAGCAACAGCUUCAACGACGCCGACGAGCGCGGCCUCUUCAUCGCCAACGUCUACCGCGAGGCCGACGGCAAGGAGCUCAAGAUCGCCAGCAGCCAGGGCUGCUCGCGGCUGCUCGAGAAGCUGGUGCUGCUGUCGACGCCGCCGCAGCUCAAGAAGCUGUGGAAGGUCUUCACGGGCCACUUCCUGAACCUCGUGCAGCACCGCUUCGCCUCCCACUGCUGCGAGGUCCUGUUUGAGCGCUCGGUGGUGGUGGCCUCACGAGAGAUGGACCCGGCGUAUGUGGCGGACGGAGGAGAGACGGAGACGCAGGGCGACGAGGUCUUUGCGAGUAUGGAGAGCUUGUUCCUCUAUAUGCUUAAUGAAAUCGAACCCUCGAUCAUCCCCCUCCUCUCACACACCUUCGCCUCGCACCCGCUGCGCGCGCUCUUGCUGAUCCUCUCGGGCCAGCCCGUGUCCUCCUCCGCCUCGCAGUCGCUCGUGCAGAGCCGCAAGAAGAAGAACAUCUCCGUCGUCUCCGACUUUGCGCCGCCCGAGGCGCGCGAGGCCGGCGCCGCGAUCGAGGUGCCCGCGUCGUUCGCCGAGGCCGUGGAGCGCAUCGUGGCGACGGUGGGCGCGGGCCUGGACGUCGAGGAGAUCCGCGCCAUGGCCGUGCACCCGAUUGGGAGCCCGACGCUGCAGGUGCUGCUGCAGUUGGAGAUGCGCAGGUCGCGGAAUGAGCGGAAGAGGAGCGGGAAGGAGGAGGUGACGCUGCUGGGGAAGUUGACGGGGAUUAGUGGUGAGGAGGGGGAGGGUGGAGAGGGGGAGGAGGAUAAGAGGCCGUCGAGCUUCUUUUCGAACUUGCUGUAUGAUCCCGUGGGAAGCCAUUUGGCGGAGAAGAUCAUGAGCUAUGCACCGAAGAAGGAGUUUAAGAAGCUCUAUAAGGCGCAUUUCAGGACGCGCAUGGGCAGUCUGGCGAGGAAUGAGACGGCGGGGUUUGUGGUGGUCAGAGUGCUGGAGAAGCUGGGGAAGGAUGUGAUGAAGGAGGCGAUUGGCGAGAUUUUGAAGGAAGUUGGGGGAAUGAUUGAGAGGGGCCAAGUCGCGGUUAUCAAGACCUUGAUAGACGUCUGCGGAAAGCAGGAAGUCGACGCAACUGAGAUCGCAAAGGCAAUCUCCGACGCCUACAACUGCACCCCCGAGCAGCUCAUCUUCAAGAUGCUCGCCCUAACCCCCGAAGACCUGACGCCCAAGCCCCUAGAAGAAGGCAAAGAAGCCCCCAAGCCCAAACGCGACCCCAAGCAGCGCCACGGCUCCCUCCUCGCGCAAUCCAUGCUGCAGCUCCCCAGCCCCUUCCACCCCCUCAUCACCUCGUCGCUCGUCGCGCAGAGCAGCGCCACCCUCGUCGCCCUCUCGCAGCACGCGCAGGGCUCCCACGUCAUCCAGGCCUUCCUGCUGUCGCCGCACUCGGCCACGCCCGAUCGGCGGAAGCUGCUCAACCAGCUGCGCGGCGCGUGGGCGCGGCUGGCGACGCACCAGGUGGGCUCGCACAUCGCGGACGCGGCGUGGCCCGCAACGGGCGGCCUGAUGAACUAUAAGCAGGCCAUUGCGGUGGAGUUGCUGGCGGCCGAGCCGGAGAUGAGGGAGAGCUUCUUUGGCCGCACUGUGUGGCGCAACUGGGCGAUGGAUAAAUACAAGACGCGCCGGAACGAGUGGUUCGGCUUGGCGAAGGAGGCCGCGUCGUCGUCGCUGGCGAGCGGGGUGGGCGCGCUGAAGAUUAGCGGCAGCGGUGGUGGUGCAGCAGCAGCUCAGGGUCCACACCAGCAGCAGCAGCAGGGAGAGCGGAAGAAGACUGCAAUUGAGCUUGCGCGGGAACGGCACGCAGCUAAGAGGGCGGCGUCCGGGCAGCCGAAGACAGGCUCUGGCUCUAAUGCAGUGGCCACGGCGACUAAGAGGCAGCGUGUCGCGUGA
Messenger RNA from Morchella sextelata, 2181 nucleotides. RefSeq lists its product as uncharacterized. Gene Ontology annotation, biological process: endonucleolytic cleavage in ITS1 to separate SSU-rRNA from 5.8S rRNA and LSU-rRNA from tricistronic rRNA transcript (SSU-rRNA, 5.8S rRNA, LSU-rRNA); endonucleolytic cleavage to generate mature 5'-end of SSU-rRNA from (SSU-rRNA, 5.8S rRNA, LSU-rRNA); ribosomal small subunit export from nucleus. Lineage: Eukaryota; Fungi; Ascomycota; Pezizomycetes; Pezizales; Morchellaceae. The record is from RefSeq and is a predicted model, not a curated record. Gene Ontology annotation, molecular function: RNA binding. The transcript is spliced from 6 exons. Bases 1 to 2181 code for a protein of 726 amino acids. Gene Ontology annotation, cellular component: nucleolus; preribosome, small subunit precursor; 90S preribosome.